AUGGUCAGCCUGCGCGCACUGCUGGCAGGCCCUCAGAUCAACACACCAGAAAGGGUGGGUUGUGCAGGGCGACGCAACCCAGUGAGAGCAGCUCCAAGGGAGGGAGCGGCGCCAGCGGUGGAGGGGGCAGAGACUGCAGUUUGGGACCCAGAAGGGCUUCUACCCCCAAUUGGCUCCACAACAGGGGGCCACUUUGAGCGGCGAGCUGCGCAAAGAGCAGCCAGGCUGGCGGCUGCCGAGGCAGAGGCAUCGCAGCUGGGCAUUUUGGGCAACGCGGAUGCAACUCGAGAAGCGAUCUUCCAGCCAAACCUGGCGCCUCAGGAGGGGUUCACACCCACGUCUGCCAUCUCAGACAGCUCCUUGAGGUCAGAAUGCGAGAUCCGCCUCGAGAAGUUUAUGCCCAUGAACUUGGACUACCCUGGGCUAAACCUGCUGCACUCCGACCCGCCAAUAUUCAGCAUAGACAAUUUUCUGACCGCAGAGGAGUGCGAAGGCAUCAUCCAAGGAGCAGCAGGUCGUCUGGAGGCAUCGUAUGUGGGGUCAGGCAAUGCGAGCGAGGCGGCGGCUGGGAAGGCUGUGAUAAGCCGGCGCCGCACGAGCCAGAACAUGAUGAUGGACGACUUCAUGACCACCAAGAACCCCAGAAUGGCGCGCAUUGUGAAGAGCCUCCACUCAAAAUCCCUUAGCCUGUUUUCCGCAGGUGAUGGGGAGACGUGGGGAACUGCAGGGAGGCUCCCAAAGCCAGGGCAGUUUUGCUUUGAGUCUUUGCAAGUGGCGCGAUACCAGGACGGUCAGUAUUUCAUGGCUCACGAGGAUGCAUUCCCUCUGCAUGUGGUGCCUGAGAACAGAUUCCAACGAACUGCAACACUGCUGCUCUACCUCAACAGCGUGGAAGAGGGGGGAGCCACACACUUUGAGCUGCUGAACAUUUCGGUGAAGCCUGCCUGCGGCAAAGCACUGCUCUUCUUCCCUGCCUUCAUGGAUGGCAACCCUGACCCCAGGACCCUGCACACAGCCACAAACGCCUUGGACACAAAGUGGAUUGCGCAGCAGUGGGUGGCAUGCGGACAUGCCGUGCCGAGCGCCCCAGUCGCGACAAAAACCUUUUCCUUGAAUGUAAGCCCGAAGGAGAGCCAGCAAGGACCACCAGGUAAAGCCAAAGGCAAGAAGGCAGACAAAACAGCUAAGAAGGCUGUGAAGAAAGGCUUUGGAGCAACGUGA
This is a messenger RNA of Coccomyxa subellipsoidea C-169, 1221 nucleotides long. RefSeq lists its product as hypothetical. Gene Ontology annotation, molecular function: iron ion binding; procollagen-proline 4-dioxygenase activity; L-ascorbic acid binding. Bases 1 to 1221 code for a protein of 406 amino acids. NCBI's taxonomy places the organism in Eukaryota, Viridiplantae, Chlorophyta, Trebouxiophyceae, Coccomyxaceae. Gene Ontology annotation, biological process: peptidyl-proline hydroxylation to 4-hydroxy-L-proline. The record is from RefSeq and is a predicted model, not a curated record. The transcript has 8 exons. Gene Ontology annotation, cellular component: endoplasmic reticulum.